AUGGCCCUCAGGAAGAAGCUAUCCUUGGGGAAGAUGCCUCAUGCUCACUCUCGUGGCGACGGGCCAACCCCCCGAGUGAAGGAUGAACAAGCCAAUUUUUCCCGUGACAGGUGCUUCUUCGACGAGGAACAGAUGCAAUUUGCUUUACAAGCCACCAAUGACCAUAUCCGCCGACGAAUUGCCAGGCUACAAGCCAGUUCCACCCGCCUGAAAAGAGAACUCCUUCUACUGCAACGCCACGUCAAGGAGUUCAACCAUCCCUUGUUCGAGACCUGGGAGGCCGAUAUUCUGACACGGCUCGUUGAGAUCGCUCAUGCACACCAGAGCCGCAAGAUGGCUAGUGGCGUCGCGAUUGGCGAGGAUACAACAGCUGAGCGUGAGACCCUCUCGCGAGCCUAUAUCAUCGCUGCGAAACGCAUUCGCGAAGGGACUUUGCAGAAGCUUGGUCUGAGUGAUCGAUAUCAUCAGGCACUACAGCGAUACGAUGAAGUUGCGGCUUAUCGGAGUCCUAAUCCAUUCCAGACCGAGGUUCCUUUCGCCAGAUGGUUGCUUGACAUACAGGAGGACCGACCCGAAAAAUUCUCUUUCUGGUCGCAGCUCUAUCCUGUUUGCUAUGGAAGAAGUGUGGAUCAGAGCGCUACGAUCUUCUAA
Molecule: messenger RNA, 651 nt
Organism: Penicillium macrosclerotiorum
Lineage: Eukaryota; Fungi; Ascomycota; Eurotiomycetes; Eurotiales; Aspergillaceae
Exons: 2
Coding region: 1-651 (216 amino acids)
Source: RefSeq, a predicted model, not a curated record